CCCAAGAGAGGUUCAUUAUUUUGAGAAAAACGUCACGCUUGCAUCUAACAUCUCGCGUACCAACUAAAAAAAGUAAUUUCAUUAAUUUUUCGCUCUCUUCAACCGUGCCGAUAUAUCCUUGACUGGCCUUGACUUGGCGAGGAAUAUACUUCCGUAUUAGCUCUUGUGUGCGAACUUCCUUCAUCAUACUUAAAGCUUAAAUACUGUAUAAUUUGGCUUUGUAGUUGCGACACAACUCCUGUGGAGAAAUGGUGUGUUUUUCCGCGUACUGAAAGAUGUUUCAUUGAACGCUGAGGGUUUCCUGCAGCUAUAAGCACAACGUAUUCAUCGAGGUAGGAAAUACUGUUCAUAGUCUGGAACGAUCUGUUUCAAGAUUGAUAGGGAUGCAACUACGUGAAAAAUAGAAGGAGAACUUCUACGUUUCGAGCCGAAGACCCUUGGUCAUGCAGGAAGUCAGUAAAGGACCUUCAUUUGAAACUUCGAAGUUCUCCUUGUAUUUUACAGGCAGUUGCAUCCUUAAUCUUAUCCAUCCAAAGCUUUCUUAUAAUUUUAUAGUGUCUUGAUUAUCGUCAAUAAUCUGUCCAAUAAAGUGAGGACAUGCAAGCAGUGCUGAAGUGAUUAUAAUAUAAGACAAAAUACACUACGAAUACUGUUAGCAACUUGUAAACUCAAGAUUCGAGCUACAGUAUUUAAACAAGACAACAAAAGUCAAAGUAAUAUUUGGACUUCAUUUCCGCAGAGUCAUUUGUUCACAAGCGUCGACAGUUUUAGGCAAAAGUUGUGUAGUCUAAAUCGUCCUUAUAACUGAGUGACAUUUGGCACGAAUGCACGAUCCGACUAUGAACCGGUUUGACGAGAAAACGUUUCAGAUUUUAAGUAACACGCCACCUGAUAAACGGAUUUAAUAGCCUGCCACGCACGAUUUAGGAAGUUAUUAAGUAGCUAACCAGUUGUCUUCCCUCUCUCGUUCCCACUGUUGUGCGACUCAGAGUAAAGACCCAGUGUCACAAACGAGUUAGGCCCCGUUUACAUGAGACUCGGACGAAGUCAAACCGGAAUGAAAGUUGAAAUCAUUUGUCAACAUGUUUACGGCAUGAGACCGGUACGAAAAUCACAAAAUUUUAAAUUUAUUCCCCCUUGCCAGGCAAUUUUCUUUUUGAGAUGGCUUAAUUUUGUUAGCAUGUGUUGCUUGUGUUGUUCGAAUGUCAAGGGUACACUUACAGCCGAGGCCGCGGUUGAAAUGUGUUUGUGUUUACAUUCAUCCCAUGUGUUGGGUUAUGUUGGAAGACUGUUCAAUCAAGUUCAUAGACUCUGUUUAAAAUUUUCAUCCCACAUUGGAUUUGGCCAACACUUUUUUUUUUUUUAACAGCUUUAUUAGGAACUUAAUAUAUUACAUUAAUAAGGUACAAAUACAACAAACAUGCAGUUCCUAAACGGGAAAAUAGCGAACGGGCCAUAAUAGCCCAUGCGAGGCUACCUCCCAAUUUGACUUCUGUCGACAUUUACAAAUUUACAUAAAAUUAAAAAUUUUAAAUCGUUGAAAGCACGUUUACACACAUUCAGGCCAAAGUGAUAGGACCUAUGUUAUACUUGUUCAGGAACGGGCUAAAGACAAUACAGUUUUUGUCUAUCAACCCUCUCGAUGUCCUCAACUUAAACUUGUAAGGAAGGAAAUAUGUGAAGUUCUUGUGAGAAGCAUCAGAUAUUUAAUUGUUUAUCAAGAGGACAUUUUUCUCUCUUGUACGUCACACGCUCUCAAAACUAACGAGAAUAAAUUGACCACAUGGCUAUUUGUGCAUUUCAAAUUUUUAAUUUUUAUGCGUUUUUACAUGGGCAAACAAACUUAAAUUUAUAGAAAGCACGUGGGUGCUUUAUCUUGUAAAAUAACGCUAUAUGUUGACUGUACUUUUUUAAGGUACGUUUAACGAUUAAUCGGGCCGAUUUCAGGUUUUACCGAAUGUUAAUGAAGAAGUUGUCACGGUUGACGAUGUCGUCAGAUGACGUUGCAGCCUAUUUUUCAAAUCAAUCAUUUGGUUAAACCUGAAAUCGGCCCGAUUAAUUGUUGCCCAUUUGGCCUGAGUUGCAUGACUGGCAGGCUCAUUUCAAGGCCAGGGUGGUCAUACACGCAGGCUAAACAUUAAAAAAUCGGAUUUUUCUUUUCAACGAACGCUUAGAUCCUUCGCUGUUAUAUUUAUUUGCUUGGAGAUGCGGUCUAUCAAUGAUAUCAUGCUUAUCUUCGCUUGGUAUCAUAUUAGUGAAUAUAACUCUACCAGUUGUAAACUGAGGUCCUGCAGUGAGCUAGGCCUGUUCAUAAUAGUGCUUACCAUGCAGUACUUACUAGGGCUCCUUCUACAACCGGAUUGUCAAACUAUGGAAGAUUAUUUGCAAAACAGCCUCUGCACAGAGUUUUUAUAGCAUCUCUUCGUUUAAACAGCUAAUCUAGCAAAUAUAUCUGACAUUGUUUGACACACGCUUCUGUCUCAUGACUGUCACUGAACUAGGCAUAUAGUUAUAUUUACGGUUUAUAUCAUAUAAUUUGUUACUAUUCAUAUAGUUAUCUUAACGCCGGAAGGCGCCUCGCAUGGGUACUUUAGUCCCGUUCGCGUCUUUCCCGAUUAGUUAAGUAAGUUAACGUUUGAUGAUUUUUUUGUAUUUGUACAUUUAAUAUUUAACCAAUAAAUUUGCCAAACUUACCUUCUCCCCACAAGCUAUGCAGUGCAUCCCCCCGUUCAAAACCAUUGUGUUCUGUCUUUCAGUAUCUGAUAUAUUCUCGCUUAGCAUCAUUCAAAAAAAAUUUUUGUAUUAAUCUUGUGUAUCUAAACGUUAAAUCUCGUAUUUGAUUAUGCAGCAAUUCUCACGCGCGCGUCAUAUUUAUACCUUCUUUUACGCCCACGCAAAACUGACGUCAUAGUUAUCACAAAAAUGACGUAAUGCCAUUCCCAUAUGCAUGUACUUGAUAUAUCAAUUUGGCGUUGUCAUGUCAUAACGCAAUCGCGUGAUUUGGGUCUAAAAAUACACUAUGACUUCAUUAACUGAGUCAUUUUAGCUGUCCUACAUCAGUCAUGCAUUUUGUAACGCAAUUUUUGACACAGAGCCAUAUUUAAUUAAGCCCUGGGUCAAAACGUGUUAUUUUUAACCGAUUGUUACGGCGGACAGUUCAAGCUCUAGAUUGAUAAAACAGUAAAGGUUUAAUGAGUGUUCCAACUAUGUUUUAACUUCAAUAGAAUAGAUGAUCUUGUUGGGAAAUAUAUAACCUAUAAAGGCCUAUAAAAGUAUGUUUAGACUUUCAUUUGUAAAAUAAUGCUAAAAUAAUUGAGAAUUUGGAUGGUACUCCAAAGCUGAUAAAUGACAGCCUCGUACCCAAUAAAUGACGUCUGAAGUUCAAUAUAAGUUUUACAUGCCAUAUUGCUGUAAACAUGACAUCAAUUUUAAGGCUACAUCUUAUGAUAUAAUGCAUUCAUGUUUUAGCGAAAUCGUCCGCUGCGCGCUCAAUUUUUGAGGUAUUCCUCUGAAAUUUGGCACACACAAUGAUAACUAUAACUGAAGAAUCUAACCGAUGGUUACCACAGAUCAAUUUUAAUUUCUAGUGUAAUGAGAGUUUCGUUGAUAAUUUUGUUUUACUUCAAGGACAGUUUUUACUAUUAUUUUCUGUUUCUCUUAUUUUCUGCAUUUUAAAAGGUUGCCAACUGAAAACCCUGCUCUAGAAAAUAAAGCUAAAAUAAAGUAAUUUUGAGAGGUACAUGACGAAAAGAAUUAAGUUGUGAAUGCGCGAGGCUUUAUUGAAAUACGUAUUGGAUGUUUGGGCUUAGUGCAGAAUUAGACAAAGGAACAAUUUAUGUUGACAUGGCCAAAUAAACACGGCGUGAAUCCGCAUGAUAAGAUACAUGAAUCUAACUAUAGGCGGUUGACUUUAAUUACCUGUAUAUCAUGUACAGUAAGAUUAAUUAAAUUCAAAGCUUUCUAUUUCGGAUAAAAAUCAAGCCACUAUAGCAUGCUGUAGUGUUUUUGCAUGUACUUAUUUAAACCCAUAAAAUCUGACGGAAAACAGAUUAAGCACCAUUUCAUAUUUGCAGUAAGUUUCCGCGUUACCGCCAACGAGCGAUCGAGUUUUUGCAGUCAACUAUUGGCAUUGCAAAUAUACAAUUUCUCGGAUGAAAUAGACGUACUAUACAUUUUCUCCAAGUGAUGUUUUAGUGUUCAUAUAAACGUAUAUACUACUUCAAAUUUGUUGUAAUGAGACUCCUAACCAGAUGAUCUUGAUACGCGGAAAAGUACUGGCACUAGUUGUCAAAUAGAAAUCCAUUUUAUGAUUAAAACAACUGAAUAUCUCCUGUAAUAUACUUUAUUUUGAUUCUAUAUUUUUGUCAGAGCUAGAGUUCUCAUAACCAAACAUAAUUACAAAAUUUCAACUAGUUUCAUAAAGAAUAACGAAAGAUAUAAUUGACUGAAUACAUCAAAAUGGAUUUCUAUUCGGACAACCCUUUCUGAGCGCUGAUUGGCUAAAAUACGAACACGAGAUCACCUGGAACGUUACGCCGCAUAUUAUUUGUGACUGAGGACAAAUUGUUAAUAAGGCCGGGCGGAACUGUAAAGUAAUUUCAGUUUCGAGUGCUAAAAUGUGACACUAGUAGUGUCGUUCAUCAACUCGUUUCCAUAGUCGGAUGAUAAGAUAUAUUUCCAUUUUUUUAUUUCUGGUGUUAUAUGCACUCCAGUGAAGAUAUAUGUUUGUCAUGUUGUCUCACACUUAAAGACAACACAAAAUAGAUAUAUAUUUUUAUAAAUAUAUAUCGUUCUUGCUCUCGAUGAAGUAUAAGCAGACGUACCUGAAACAUUGUCAUUGAAGAUCAGUUUUCCGAUAGUUCAGACACAAACCGCGACGUGGAAGUAAUAUAUAUAAAUUGAUAUUUUCAGGCUUAUAUAUUCACUCGGCUCUUAUUGAAAAGAAACUAUAUUUGAGCGUAGUAUUGCCGUCAACGAGUGUUAAGCUCCAUACAACACCGGACGCGAUUCGACAACGCGACGCGAUUUUUCAAUUUUCACUCGGAACGACAACUUUGAUCCUAGUUUAAAUUUUCCAAAUAUUUAGAAGCGUUAGAACAUUUUGAGUUAUUUGGUCUAUAUAUCUUUUAAAAUUUUCUCUCAUUGGCUGUUUUAUUAACUGUCAAAAACUAAAAAAUCGCGUCGCGUUGUCGAAUCGCGUCCAGUGUGUAUAUGGACCUUUAUAUGCCUAUUAUAUGAAAAAGCUGAAAUCAACCGCAUGAGUGGAGUUUGUACACUUAGCAAGACAAGCGUGUUCGCUCGAAGUGUUCAAGUGUUCCUCGUGCUUUUUGGUUCAAAUUGUAUGAUGUUAUAUUACUAUAGAGAACCGUAGAUGGCUAUAUAUCAACUAUCUCAAUAAUACAACGAAACUUCGACGAUACGAGCGAAGGCCCUUUCUCAGUUUAGCUAUAUACUAACAUCCUGAUGGCUUCGCUUGAAACGUCGUAGUUUCCUUGACCUUGUAUUUUUCAGACAGUUCAAACCCUAUUGCCCAUGAGCCCAUCUAUAUAGAAUAUAAAACAACGGUAACCCCGAAAAUAAACAUUUUAAUAUUCUAGCUUUCGACUACUAAGAUUCAGUCAUCAUCUUCCUGAUGAUGACUGAAUCUUAUAGUCGAAAGCUAGAAUAUUAAAAUGUUUAUUUUCGGGUUUACCGUUGUUUUAUAUUUUAUUAAAAUACUCCGUGGUUCCCGUAACCAUCUAUAGUUCUAUGAUGUUUUUGUCAUUAUAUCUAUGCUGACACAAACUGUGCAAGAUGAUCUUGUGUUUCUUAACUUUCUUAUAUUAGUAAAACGAGAAGUACUUGAGCAAUUUGUUCAAUGGCUGAAGUGUUAUAUAAUAUUGAGUCACCUCCUGUAAUGUAGGCAUCUCAACACAAUCUAUCCAAUAAACGUGGGUUGCAACAUAAGGUCACACAUGACAUGCAUGCCUUGUGUCUCAGAAGCAAUGACGUCUCAACCCCCGUCUCAUAUAAUCCGUCUCUUUCACUCCUUAUAUAGAUAACCCGCUGCCCACGAGCGAGCCACGGAUUUUAAUCAGUAGCACUAGCAUCGAGGAAAUUUGAAGAGUCGAGAAAGCGAAUGAUCAUGACGACACAACUCAAUGAAUCGUCGCACAGACCAAAUACAAACGCUGUUGAGACAAGCAGAAUACUUGAUGACUCGGUAAGAUUUCUGAGUUUAUUUAAACUAGUCAAUGAAGACGGGAAUAACAUAUAGUAUUAUCGAUUGAGAAGCUAAACCAAUCGAGUGAAUUAUAAAUGCGGGAAGGCAGACAGUUUAUAAAGCAUAAUAUGGGAACUAGCUUUUUUAUGUCGCGAUCGGGUUUCGCAUAUGAAAAUUUGUCAUUUAUUAUAAAUGUUUAAAGGCUUUAACUGAAGCAAUUUCUUGUGUAAUUUUUACAAAGAAUGUUCGAUUCUAGAGCAAGGUUUGAGUGAGGUUAUAUACUAUUCGUUUGUAUAAAUGAUUAGGAGUAUAAAGGAAAUUAUUAUUCCGUGGGGAAACGGUUGAAUACGAUAAAACACUCUCCUGAGAAAAUUUACAUGCUCUUACAUGACGUUUGAGCAGCGAGAAAUGUAUAAAAGACGGCGGUUGAACAGGAUAUUAUAGUGGCGAGGAAUUCACAGGAUUAUAUACAUGAAACUAGAGAAUAUUAAUAUGUUCUUGAAAUAAUGAAAUUUUUGUGGUAUUUGGGUGAUUGAUUUGAGAAUGAGAGAUACGCAAAUUGGAAUAAAUUUGUUUGAUAUAUAAUCCAUUUCUGUGAAAUUCAUGAAGUGUUGUCGUGAUUAGGUGAAGUUCAGUGUUAAUUGGUUAGAAAAAUUCAACGUCCAAGCUGUAGUUGUCGAUAGACAAAAUAAUAAGAUAAAUGAAUUUGCUUGAGGCAAAUCGGUAUACCGCGCCUUUAGUGAUUGUAUUCUGUCUAACGCCGAACGAUUUUACUUCGUAAAGGAAAGUCAUCAAUUUUAUCUUUAAUUUUUACAUUGAGUAGAAAUAAAAUGUCUAUCAGGUUUCAGACGCAUAAGGUUGAAAUAACAAUAUAGCAUAUUUUUAAAUUCAAAUAUAAACCAUCCUUUUCUUCAAUUUCUUGAGAGAAAUUCACCACUUUAUAGUUUUACAUUUAACUAAAUGUGUUGUAGUUCGUAAUUAUCGUUGUUCUGAUUAUCGGAAGCCGAUAUAUAGAAUAGAACAAAGGAAUGUUUGGUCAGUGAAGAGUUUAAUUUUUUCGUUUCUUCAUUGGUCUUUUUCAAUUAUGUAUAUUGGCAAAGUGAAUUAUUUUAUUAGAGAUCGUUAUGUAUUCUUAGAUAAGGGCUUGUCUGAUAUUAACAAGUGAAAUUAUCUGACGUGAAAGAUUUCAACGUGAACGCCGAUUUACACACUACACAACUCUUGCCUAAAACCGUCGCAUGCAACCAUAUAUAUCUUAUAUACACUAGACAGCGCAUCUCCUUUAGUAAAAUUGAAGCCAAGAAUAUUCCAGGGGUUACCCCCAUUUGAAUAGAUGGCGGCCAUGUUGGAGUUUCCCACUCGCUAAUAAACGCUUAAAAAACAACAAUAACUUUCAUCAUUUGAAUAGUUUGAAAAUGUAUUUGGAAUAGGUUUAACUUAAUGUUUAAGUUCCCUGUUUAAGACAUAGAAAACAUACGAGUCUUCUCAUUUCAUCAUUUUCAUGGGAAUAUCCUGAGUCUGCAAUCACGGCUUCAAUUUUUGAAUUGCAGAAUAAUUAGAUGCACUAUCUAGUGUAUAUAAGAUAUCUAUGCAUGCAACCUGUUUACAACUCGAGUUGUACUGUGUAAAUCAAGCAUAAAACUCAGUCACCUGCCUACGACAACGUAGCUGAAUUGUGUGCUAGAUUUACACAGUGCUACUCAAGUUGUAAGCAUGUAGGUUGUUGUGUAAAUCGGUCUUAAUUUAAGGAACGAAGGAAGAUCAUUGACAAUCACAAUUGUCUCGAGUUGAAACAUGAAAACAUGUUGUUUAGAGGUCCAUCAGGCACGUCUCAUAUCUAAUCGGGAAUAUAAUUGUCGAUAUAUCAGUGGUAAUAGCGGAUAUCCGCUCUAUUGCUCACAGCGUGUGACGUAAACAUAAUAGCGAUAAAACAACACUGAUUUUGUACAAUUUCAAAACGUACUCUAAAGAAAAGUUGUUUUGCGGCAAGAGAAAAGCCAGCACCACACCGCAAUACCACUAAGUUUAUUGAAGCUUAUUGAAGAAGUAGGAUAUUCUUUCAUAAGAGAAUCAAAUGUAUUGCGGAGUUCACCUGACCUAUGUAGACUGUACUGCAUGUAAAAUUUAUACAUGCCACAAUAAAAGCUAUAUUGCCUCAUGGGCAUUUCAGAUUGUAAAAAAAUUGUCAUGUUGUGGUGUAGAGUCUAAUGUUAUUUUCAAAGAUUGUUUGUGAUAAUUUUGCAGGUGGCAAUGUAUAUAUAUAUAUAUAUAUUCGUUAACUAUCAGACCUUGCAAUCUAUGAUACCUGUUAAAUACUGUUGUUCAUUCCACGAGGAGCUGCGAGAAUAUUAUAGCCAGAAGUUCUGUUGAGCUCUAUAAAAUAUAGUCCAUUCUCGGGAAAUUUGAGAUUUAUACCCAGAUUUGUGUGAUCACGAUGUAAGUUUGCACUUGAAUAUUUGAAUUUUUGUCACAUCCAUAUAUAGGAGUUUACUAAUUGAAAUUAGAAAAUUUGUGUAAAGUUCGGGCAAGGAGCUACUUUAAUAUUUCUUGUCUGAAGAGACGUUAGAGACGUUUCACUGUUUAGACUUUAGAGAUCUGUGUUCAUAAAAAGAUAUUAAAGAAAAAUAUUUCCUCAUAUUUCGUCGGCACAGUAGGGCAAAGGAUAGGUUUGUGAUUGGGCUCAAGUCCACAGAGAAACAUUCGUGCCCAAAAUAUGGAGAUAUAACCUUCAUGUGCGCCUGUCUUGCUAAAACAGGCGAACAUGAAAACGAGGGCUUUACGAGGCCAUUUUGAACAAAAGUAAACAGAGAAGUCUAUUCUCCUCAACUUUCCUGUAUUCACUGGAGGGGGCAGGAGAGUUGAUAAAUCUUCUUUAACUCAAACCUGGUUUCUAUAUGGUGGUAAAAAUAGAGUCACGAUCUUUCUCAACGGCCAAUUUAUAAUAGUUUCUACCUGAAAACUACAUAUAAAUCGAUGAAACACUCAGAGUAACAUCACAAGCAUCUUAUUCACCUGAGUACAUUACACCAACACAGCAAAUAUCAUACAUAUAAACCAUGCGUAUUCUCUAGUUAUAAUCACUCCACGUAUUAUCAGUCACUGACGAGAAAGAUCACGAUUCAAUCUUUACGACCAUAUAUGAAAACCAGACUGUACGAACUCUUCGCGCACCAAUAUAAGUUAGGAUUAGGUUAGGUUUAAGGUUAGGGUGUGUAUGGAUGUAUCCAGUGAACUUUUCAGUACACUAUAAGUCUAUAAUAUCCAUUUCAUAACGUUUACUGUGGAACGAUUACCGAAACAUGGAACGAUUACCCAAACUUUCAUCUCUCGUUCAUGGUUGCUCGCCUAGAACACCCCCCCCCCCUCUCUAAAAAAACCUUGCUUAAUCCACCAAUGGUAAGCAUUGUGGAACAUCAGAUGGCGGUGAACUCAAGAACUAUUCACACUUUAGAGAAACAGGAAAAUUAAAUGAAAUGACUAGCGGCUCCGUUUUCACUCAUCGCAAAAAUGAGCUCGCUGCCAGCAUUGUGAAAUCAUGUACUCGUCGAAGUGAGUUUGAGAGUUGACUCUUCCAUGUGAAGAAUGAAAAAGAGAUAUACAAGAUUAUGUUGAAAUAAUUAACAUUUUUUUCAUUUGAUAUUUUUGUGUGUGUUGGUGUUACGUACUCGGGUGAAUAUGAUGUUUGUGAUUUUACUCUGAGUAUGUAUUUACACACAGGCGGCCCAUCUCGCAAGGGUCAGUAUAGACUUACAGUAUAAAUGUAUAUUAUAUUAAUGUAUAUUAUAGUAAAAAUAUGUCGUAAAAUAUAAAUUUUAAAAUGAAAUUGACUUGCCUAUUUGAUAGUGUGUGUUCUCCUUUUAUUCCUCCUUUGUUGGACUAAUAUUUUCCGAGACUUUGUACUUUGUCCCCAUGAUAUCAUGUUUCAUGUAUACUAGUAACAUCGAGUACAAAGUCUCGGAAAGUAUUAGUCCAACAAAGGAGGAAUAAAAGGAGAACACACACUAUCAAAUAGGCAAGUCAAUUUCAUUUUAAAAUUUAUAUUUUACGACAUAUUUUUACUAUAAUAUACAUUAAUAUAAUAUACAUACUAACUCUUGACGAAGGGCCUUCGCUCGAAACGUCGAGUUUCUGCUUAUUUUUUAAGGUAGUAAUAUAACCACUCAGCACAGCAUUUAUACUAUAAGUCUAUACUGACCCUGGCGAGAUUGGGCCGCCUGUGAUUCACACCGGGCAAGUUGAAAAGUUUGCCUGAUCAUAAUAGGCCUAGGACUUGGAAAACGUUUUGCUCUAAAUGUCGUUCUUGUUUUACGUCCUGUUGUUCGUAGAAGUGCAUGUUCUGAGUUUUUGUACGAAUGUAAUUAUGUAAUACCGUAAAUAUGUAACUAGCUAUGUAUUUUGUUAAUUUUAUAACCGUUUAUAGUAUAGUAUAGCAUAGUAUAGCGUAGUAUUUUCAUGUAUGGCAGGACUUAAUUUGGGACUUUAUUAGUCCUGUUGUCUGUGCCUUUAAUUUCUUAUUGUAAAACUAAUAAAAAAAAAACAACAAAAAAAAACAAAAAACAAAAAACUCGAACCGACUUGACCUCGUAGCUCAGUUGGUAGAACAUUGGACUGGUAUCCCGAAGGUUACGGGUUCGGUUCCCACCGUGGCCAGGCAAACUUUUCAACUUGCCCGGUGUGGAUACACACUCAGGCCCUGUUUACACUAUACCCGAUUCGCUGGUCACGACAUCUUCUUUUGCCGUUACGGAGCAAUGGUUAGUAGCAAAUGCUUAUUGGUGUGACAGAAUUGGCAUGUUUAUUUGGGUCUCUGAGAUUAAAAAUCUUCACAGCCUUUCGAUACCUACAAAAUUUGACCCACUCCGAUAGCAAUCCGGUAUAGUGUAAACGGGGCCUCAGAGUAACAUCACAAACAUAAUUUUUUCAUUUGUCUGAUACUGUUACUGCCAGUUGGUCAUCAUCAGCUGCACACCAUUGCAUAGACCUUACGGUUGUUAUUGAUCAUUCUCACUUAUUGAUAGUUUUUCGGUAUUUAGUAAUUAAUUAGUAAACUUAGAUUUUCAAACUCAAUGUGUUUUGCUUUGCAGACAACAGAUUGUAUUUCACAAAUGAUGUCAAGUGAUUGUGGUGCGGACAUGUCUUCGACAAAACAGUGUAUUUCUUGUAAUCGAGAGGUGAGCUCAGAUUAAAAUGAAGGCCCACUACACUACCACAGAAUAGAGACUAUACAGAAGACUGACUUCUUGGUUUUUCCUAUGAUUUUGGCGUAACCGUAAUUCGUCAUCAAAAUGCUGACGCCAUGCAUGGUCCUAGCCAGUGCGCUUAUAAGAGGCAUUCACCCCCCUUGAUAAUAUUCAAAAUGGUGGACGUCCAGGCGGGGUGAAUGCCUUUCAUAAGCGCACUGGCUAGGACCAGAAGCACAGAAUACUACACAGAAGUCCAUCUCCAUUGCUUUUUGCAUAAGCUCUAUUCGUCAUGAUUCGUCACUCAGCAAGUACCAUAAACAGAAGCAGUCCCCUCCUGGAAAUACUAAAAAUGGUGCAUGUCCAGGGGGUGACUGCUUCUGUUUACAGUACUUGCUGAGUGACGACAUGACGAAUAACGCUUACGCAAAAAACAAUAGAGAUGGACUGCUGUGUAGUAUUCUGUGCCAUGGCGUUACAGCGUAGUGUAAACUGGACUACAGUGUUCACGGAGAAUCGAUCCUCGCUGAAUAAAAGUUGUUCACUUUCUUUUUAGUUUUAUUUUAGUUAACUCGAGAACACGUGAAAUAUACACACUUUCUACCUAACCAGGAACGGUUGCGACUGCUAGUUCCUCUUGCAGGAAUCAAAACCUGUGGUCCUGCAAUUUUCAUUUUUCGCUACCGAACGUUCCUGGUUAGGUAUAAAAAGUGUAUAGGCCAAAUAAAAAUAAUAGUUGGUUUCAGGUUUCCAACCGACCUGUCAAAAAAUAUGACCGACCAUAAACAUUUUGUAAUAAUAAAGUUACGUGGUGUUUCCACAAACAAAACUAUUAUAUUUUAUCACCAUGCAAACAUACAAAGAACUCAUAAACAUUUUAUUGACAUUUCCCAGUAGAGAUCAUCUUUUCGUAAAUAGCAGAAUAUAUAAAUAGUCAUCAGACUCAUUUGUCUACAAAUUAUUUUGUUUGCUUAUAAUUUAAUCAUUAUCUAGUCAUGUUAAUCAUAGUUUUACACAAAGAACAGUUGAAUAAAAUACUAAAAACGUACGUUAUUCUGACAUUGCAGCUACGGCUGAAAAAAGACGAAAACGCCUUGACUCGUUUGUUUUUUGCGAAACAUAUGUAGCUCGCGGGUGAUCCCGUUAUUGCAUACUUGAGAUAAAAUAUUUUUUUAAAUAAAAUGUUUUUCCGAUUUACCUACCUAUAUAAAACAUGGCUGUGAAACCUGAAACCAACUAUUAUUUUUAUUUGGCCAUAUAUAUCUAAAAGAUCAUUAAUAAUUCAUGAGGAAAAUACAAAAGAAAUCACUGCCAUGUCUGUGGUCAGUUUAUAUGUGAUAAAAAAUCAUGUUUAUUUAUAUAAACUUUAACCUUGAUUUUCUCGGCUUAGACAACGUUCAUUUUUGAAAUUACUUCGCCAAUGAACUCAUCAGAUGGGUAGUUUUUUAAGCCAUUUAAAACACUCGCAGUCGGUGUUUUAUCAGAUAUAAAACACUCGAGCUGCGCUCUCGUGUUUUAGAUCUGAUAACGGGGCGGACCAUUAGAAAUCCCGGGAGGGGGGGGGGGUGAAAAUUCCCCCCAAAAAAAUUCGUGCAAAGAAAAAUGCCUGCAAAAAAAUUCGUGCAGCCAUUACGUCAGAGAAACAAAAAUCGUGCAAGCAAACAGCAAAGUACAAAUAGUCUUGAAAAAAAAUUCUUGCAGAGGUUAAAUGCAUUAAAAAAAAUCCUGCAGAGAAAUGAGACUGAAAAAAAAAAUCGUGCAGCAAAAAUUUUAUCCCCCCCCCUCCCGAGAUUUCUAAUGGUCCGCCCCUAAAUCACUCCUGCAUGCUCGUGUUUUAAAUAGUAUAUUCAGUUUCAAGCAAGUGAAGUGAUUCAAGUGAAGAAAUAUUUCAAAUUCAUCUUAUCAUAAAUAUGUUUAUCAUUCAGAUGCCAAUCUCAAGUGAAUCGUGUGUCUGUGGUCACGUGUUGUCUGAUAACAAAUCCUUGGAGGGAAAACGAUACUCAGGUAGAUUGUAUUUUAUAAAACACACGGUGUCCAGGAGUCUUGAAAAUCCUGGAAAGUCCUUGAAUUGGAAAACAAAUUCCAGGACUGGAAAGUCCUUGAAAAUCAAUAGAAGUCCUUGAAAGUCCUGGAAUUAAUUUCCUUAACCUCUAGCUGUGCCAACAUUAGUGAUUUUGAUUAAAAUUACUGAAUAAAGUGAAUUAUUUGCUGGUUAAAGUCUAAAAUCCGUGCCAAUUUCAAAGAUUUUUCCCAGUUCGAGGUCCUUGAAUUUACUGAAAAAUGGCCUUGAAAGUCCUGGAAAAGUCCUGGAAUUUCACCUUCACCAAAAGGUGCACACCCUGAAAACAGCUGCAAUUUUGUUGCUCGUAUUACUUUACCAUAACUGUUAGUGUAGUCUUACUAGUCAGGUUAUUGUUGUGAAGUGAGUUGUUUUUUACCUCUAGGAUAUCGAGAAGAACUCUACAGCCGUUUGGAAAUCAAAAGGAUUUUACAAAACCAUGACAAACCCAAACGACCAAGGAUAAAACAGAAAUCACUUCCUGUAAAACAAGUAUGUAGACAACCUAGGUUUUCUCUUUCUUUCAAAAAUUGACCCCCCCCCCUUGGCCCUGUGGUCUGUACUCUCUGCCCCCCCCCCCACCCCCCUUUGCAUUUGACUAAAAUUCAAAACAAGGUUUUAUCAGUUAAAAGUAAUUGUUUUGAUGAAAGAAAUGGUUUUUGAUAAUUUUGAGAAAGUUUGAAGUAGACUCAGCGUUGAGGCAUGUUUUGAAUUUUCACGAAUUUCCUGUGUUCGUUUGUUUCCUUUUCCCAUCCAAGCGUUGCCUGUGGUCCCCCUUGCAAUUUAACUCAUUUAAAUUUUUUUCUAAGUAAUUGUUUUGACGAAAGAAAUGGUUUUUGACAAUUUUCAGAAAGUUUGAAGUAGGUUGAGUAGAUAAAAGGUUAGUUUAGGUUUCCUUCUGUAGUAACACUGGGUCGGUAAGAGAUGAUCGUUACUGGACCUCUAUGAAGAACAGUUUAGAUCUGAUAGAGCUGUCCAGUAUAAAUAAAGUUAGCUUAGGUUUCCUCCUGUAGUAACACUGAAUCAAUAAGAGAUGAUCCUUACUGGACCUCUAGGAAGAACAGUUUAGAACUGAUAGAGCUAUCAAGUAUAGCUAGUGUAUGUUACUUUAGUCCAGGCUUCCUCCUGUGAUAGGGUGAAAAGUUUAGAACUUCGGGAUCUCCGUAUGAAUAAAGUUAGCUUAAGGAAUACAAAAGAAUUUGAAGCUUAAUCUCGAUCUAUAUUUUCAUGCAGGAUAUCAUGAGCACUCUACACAAGCCACAGAUGAAACGACGUCACAAACGUAAGUCACCAGCCGCUCUGGCCGCGCACACAAAAUAUGAAAACACAUACAAGAUUAAAAACACAGAACAAUCCAAAUUCGAGGAUAAUCCGGGUUUGUGCUAUCUUAAUCCACGAUUUAAUUUUAAAGACGCUUUGGCGGACAUUAACAAGAGAUUGACCAGUCAGACUUCAUUCUGGAUUAGUUUAUGAAAGGAUUUAUGAUUAUCCAGAUUAGGUUUAUCCAAGAUUAUAUAUGAUGUGGAGUUAUCUUGAUCCAAUUGAGAGUUUUAAAGACGCUUUAGCGGACAUUAACAAGAGAUUAACCAGUCAGGCUUCAUUCUGGAUUAGUUUAUGAAAGGAUUUGUUUUAAUCCAGAUUUGGUUUGGUCCAGAUUUGGUUUAAUUCACGAUUAGAUUAAGCAAAGGAUGACUGUACUAUCACAGAAUAAAGACAUACAGAAGGUCGACUCGAGCAAACCGCUGCCACGCCUUGAUUUAUCAUGAAAAUGGUGACGCCAUGGGCCUAGCCAGUGUGCUUAAUCGCUUAUGAGGGGCGUUACCCCUGGACAUCGCCAUAUUGAAUAUUUUCAGAGGGGUGAUGCCUCUCAAACGCGCACUGGCUAGGCCCAUGGCGUCAGCAUUUUGAUGACGAAUUACGGUUACACCAAAAUCAUUGGAAAAUCAUCGGAAAAACUAAGAAGUCGUGCUUCUGUAUGGUCUAUUCUGUGGUACUGUAUUGCAUUAUUUUGUAAUAUGGAAUGGAACCAUUCAAUGGACGGACAGUGGAACCAUUCAAUGCAGUGGAACCAUUCAAUGGAUGGACUGUAUUGCAUUCUUUUGCAAUGCAGUGGAAGUUUGGAACCAUUCAAUGGAUAGACUGUAUUGCGUUCUUCUAUAAUGGAGUGGAACCAUUAAAAUGUUAUUAAAACACAUAUUUUCAACAUGUGUUCUGGAGCAUAGUGAUGUUGAGUGAUCGUGAAUUACUUUUAUGUAUGAUGUAGGAUGAUGUACAAUGAUGUAAGAUGAUGGAUAGGGUUAAUGAUGUUUAUAUAGUGUGAAAGUUUUGACUGCAUUGCCCUGGCAACGAGGCGUCAACAGUUCAAUGGGCGCAGUGCGCAUGCACGUUAAAUCCUGAAUUUAUAACACGUGAUUUUACACCUGAAUUUUACAUCUGAAUUUAAAGCCUGAAUUUAAAGCAUGAAUUUAAGAAUGAGAAUAAUAUCCAUAGUGAUCCAUAGUAUAGCUCAAUGUCCCUAAAUAAUCCUAAUAUUUAUGACGUCACUUCGCGCGCGCUUGGCGGGAA
Molecule: messenger RNA, 16006 nt
Organism: Paramuricea clavata
Lineage: Eukaryota; Metazoa; Cnidaria; Anthozoa; Malacalcyonacea; Plexauridae
Source: the annotation of a GenBank genome assembly